AUCUUUGACUUUGGGAUGUCCUCUAAGUCGGUAACGGAGACGUGUCAGAAAGAGGAGACGUGGUCGAACGGCCGGAAGAUUGUGGUGGUUGACACGCCGGGCUUUUUCGACACCGAGAUCCCGGCCCGGGAAACGGCUGCCGAAGUGAAGAAGUGCGUGAGCAUGUGCGUCCCGGGCCCGCACGUCAUUCUGCAGGUGAUGCGUCCGGGCCGUUUCUCCAAGGAGGAGAAAGACGUGGCCAAGCUGAUCAGUGAGAUCUUCAGCUUGAACGCCAAGAAUUACAUCAUCACCUUGUUCACCCGGAAAGAUGACCUGGAAGGGCAAUCCUUGGAGGAAUUCCUCUCCAAGGGAGACGCCUCGCUUCGGGAACAGUUGGCCAAGUGCGGGAACCGCUACCUGGCUUUCAACAACAAGGCCAUAGGCGAUGAGCGGGAGGAACAGAUGGCCGAAUUGAUGACCAUGAUCGAUGAGCUGGUGCAGAAGAACAAAGGUGCAAAUUAUUACACGGAGGCCAUGAUGAAGAAAGACGAAGAGCAGUAUAAGGUAGACCAGGCCGAGAAACCACCGACACAAGAAAUAGUAGACAUUGUCGGUACCGAUUAUAGUAGCAGAAUCCUGAAAACGUCUCCCGUUUGCUCCGCUGGCACCAAAGAACAUCAAG
This is a messenger RNA of Protobothrops mucrosquamatus (brown spotted pit viper), 661 nucleotides long. Its product is annotated as GTPase IMAP family member 7-like. Lineage: Eukaryota; Metazoa; Chordata; Lepidosauria; Squamata; Viperidae. The record is from RefSeq and is a predicted model, not a curated record. The transcript is spliced from 2 exons. Gene Ontology annotation, molecular function: GTP binding. The annotation marks the transcript as partial.